Molecule: messenger RNA, 933 nt
Organism: Zingiber officinale
Lineage: Eukaryota; Viridiplantae; Streptophyta; Magnoliopsida; Zingiberales; Zingiberaceae
Product: ethylene-responsive transcription factor ERF096-like
Exons: 2
Coding region: 52-402 (116 amino acids)
Biological process (GO): ethylene-activated signaling pathway; regulation of DNA-templated transcription
Molecular function (GO): DNA binding; DNA-binding transcription factor activity
Source: RefSeq, a predicted model, not a curated record
AACUCCUUGGCAGCGAGAUCAGCUAGCUAGGGAGGCCGAGCUAGGCCGGCGAUGGCGGAGAAGGAGCAGGGCGACGUCGGAGAGGCGACCAAGUAUCGGGGGGUGCGGCGGCGGCCGUGGGGAAAGUAUGCGGCGGAGAUCCGGGACUCCAACCGGCACGGUGAGCGCGUGUGGCUGGGAACCUUCGACACCGCUGAGGAGGCGGCAAGGGCCUACGACCGCGCUGCCUAUGCCAUGCGUGGCUCCUUGGCGGUCCUCAACUUCCCCGGGGAGGCGUGCCGAAACCUUGUCGGCACCAGCUCGUCGACGCAGGUGAUCGAGUUGGAGUGCUUGGAUGACAAGGUGCUCGAGGAACUGCUCGACCUCGGCGAGAAGGAGACCCGGAGAAACAAGGGAGGCUGAACAGGUAUCAGACUUUGUCCGAUUACUUCUGAAGAUAGACCGCGUUCCCUCCUGGUUGAAUAGAUUGCAGAGUUGACAGAUCUAAAAUUAGUUGAUUUAUCCAGUCAACCGAUAGCACAACAAAAAAAAAAACAAUAAAGAUAAUUGAUCUAAUAAGGCGAAGUAAUAAUGGUUUUAUGACUUAAAGGCUAAGUCAAGGUCAAUCGACUGAGAUUGACAGAUUGAAAAUUUUUGCAAUAAGAUAGUUGACGAUCGACUGGAUCUAGUUGACGAUCGACGACGACAAAACAACAAAAUAGUUGGUUGAAGAUUAUAAGAGAAGAUGGAGAUCAGAGCAUUUGAAGUUUAACAAUUACAAAGGAUAUAUCUUUAUCUUUAUGGUCCUUUCAACUUUCUUGUGUACUCAUUUAACUCUUUAUAGCUUCUACUUGUAUUAAUCUUGCAAAGAAAAUUCCAAGAGGUUUCCUCAACUUUGAAAGAAGCUUGAGAAGGAGGAAGAGCUAGUGGAUUUCAAGAGUAACUUGUUGAAAA